GCGGCGUCGGCCACGUUCAGCGGACACGGGAGCAAGAUGGCGAUUCCGGGCAGGCAGUAUGGGCUUAUUUUGCCAAAGAAAACACAGCAGUUGCACCCUGUUUUGCAAAAACCUUCAGUGUUUGGGAAUGAUUCUGAUGAUGAUGAUGAGACCUCCGUGAGUGAAAGCCUUCAGAGGGAAGCUGCUAAGAAGCAGGCCAUGAAACAGACCAAACUGGAAAUCCAGAAGGCCCUUGCAGAAGAUUCUACUGUAUAUGAAUAUGACAGUAUUUAUGAUGAAAUGCAGAAAAAAAAGGUGGAAAAUAAUCCCAGAUUGCUUUUGGGGAAAGACCGAAAGCCCAAGUAUAUUCACAACUUGCUAAAAGCAGUUGAGAUCAGAAAAAAGGAACAGGAAAAAAGAAUGGAGAAGAAAAUACAGAGAGAACGAGAAAUGGAAAAGGGAGAGUUUGAUGAUAAAGAGGCAUUUGUGACAUCUGCAUAUAAGAAAAAACUACAAGAGAGAGCUGAAGAAGAAGAAAGAGAAAAGAGGGCUGCUGCACUGGAAGCAUGUUUAGAUGUAACUAAGCAGAAAGAUCUCAGUGGAUUUUAUAGGCACCUGUUAAAUCAAGCAGUUGGUGAAGAGGAAAUACCUAAAUGCAGCUUUCGUGAAGCCAGAUCUGGUAUAAAGGAAGAGAAAUCAAGGGGUUACUCCGAUGAAUUAAGUUCGGAAAACAGAAUACCACAAGAGAAAUACAUUCUUCAAGCUGAUGUGAAAGUAGAGGAAAACCCAGAUGCAGACAGUGACUUUGAUGCUAAGAGCAGCGAGGAUGAUGAAAAAGAAGAAACUACACUGAAUUGCAGAAGAAAAAAGGUCACAGAGACCCCUGAGAAUGACUCGAAGCACCACAGGAAUCAAAACCACUCUCAGUCGCCUAGUGAAGAAAGAGGGCAUGGUGCCAGACACCACACAAAAGGAUCACAAACAUCAAGAGGACAUGAGAAAAGAGAAGAUCAGCACCAGCAGAAGCAAUCCAGAGACGAGGAGAACCAUCACACUGACCGUGAUUACCGGAAAGAAAGAGAUUCUCAUAGGCACAGAGAUGCCAGUCAUAGAGAUUCCCAUUGGAAGAGGCAUGAACAGGAAGAUAAACCAAGGAUGAGGGACCAAAGAGAAAGAAGUGACAGAGAAUGGAAAAGGGAGAAAGACAGGGAGAGAUAUUCCCAAAGAGAACAAGAAAGAGAUAGACAACAAAAUGAUCAGAACCGACACCGUGAGAAAGGAGAGAAGGAAGAGAAAACCAAAGCUAAGGAAGAACAUAUGAAAGGAAGGAAGGAAAGAUAUGAAAAUAAUGAUAAAUACGGAGAUAGAGAAAAAGGAGAAGUAAGUGUUCAGUCUUCAGAAAGACAUCGAGACAGAAAGGAAAGCAGCCCAAAUUCUAGGGCAAAGGAUAAAUUUCUUGACCAAGAAAGAUCCAACAAAAUGAGAAACACGGCAAAGGACAAAGAAAGAAACCAGGAGAAACUCUCUAAUUCUGAACUAUCACUGGGAGCAAAACACAGACUCACAGAGGAAAGGCAAGAGAAGGGUAAAGAACAAGAGAGACCACCUGAGGCAGUGAGCAAGUUUGCAAAGCGGAACAAUGAAGAAACUGUAAUGUCAGCUAGAGACAGGUAUUUAGCCAGGCAGAUGGCACGGGUUAAUGCAAAGACCUAUAUUGAGAAAGAAGAUGAUUGAUGGCUACCCCGAGAGAUGUGAGGAAACACAGAAAACUCUUAAUUCCUGGAACCUGCUAUGUGAAACCAUAAAGGAAUGUGUUACCAGUAGUUUGGAGGGCAUUUUUAAAUUUAUUUUCAAAAAUUUUAGGUUAAAAUCAAAAGUCAAUCUAACAUCUUGAAUGUUUGGAUGUUUGGAUGUGGAUGUUUGGCUGAAUUUAUAUUCAGUAUGUACUUGCCAUUAAAAUUAAUUUUGGCCAGACGUGGUAGCUCAUGCCUGUAAUACCAACAUUUUGGGAGGCUGAAGCAGAAGGAUCACCUGAGGCCAGGCAUUCAAGACCAGCGUGGGCAGGAUAUUGACGCCUUGUCUUUAUUUAAAAAACAAGCCUGAGCUGGGCGCGGUGGCUCACACCUGUAAUCCCAGCACUUU
Molecule: messenger RNA, 2121 nt
Organism: Saimiri boliviensis boliviensis (Bolivian squirrel monkey)
Lineage: Eukaryota; Metazoa; Chordata; Mammalia; Primates; Cebidae
Gene: NSRP1
Product: nuclear speckle splicing regulatory protein 1
Biological process (GO): regulation of alternative mRNA splicing, via spliceosome
Source: RefSeq, a predicted model, not a curated record